AUUAUUAAUUUAAAAUUUUUUUGUAAAUCUUUUAUUAUUAAUUUAAAUUUUAGGUGGGAGAUCACAUAAAACAAACUGAACUCUAUAAAAAGAAUAAUUUAAAUAUAAUAAUAAUAAAUCUAACAAACACCUAAUAAAAUAAAAAUCAAAACAAACAUAAAAAUGAUUCACUUUAGUAACGAUACAUUCUAAUAAAAUAAUUACCAAAAAAUAAAAAAAUCAAUAACUUAAAGGUUUUAAAUUAUUUUUCAGAGAGUUGAAUAGAAAAAUAAUAUUAUUAAAGAGAGGAUACUUAACACUUUUACUAAAAAAAUUUAGGAAUCAGCUUCUAAUAAUGACUCAAUCAUAAAAAUGAAAAAUUUAAUUGAAAAAUAAGAAUCAUAAAUAAUAAGAUUUACUGCUAACAAAUCUUUUAAUUUCUUAUAUAGAGAUGUGCUUUAGGAAAGGUUUGACAAAAAUGUUGAAUAAGAUGGCUUUUAAUAGACUUUGGCUUGUAAUAUGGCUUCUGGUGGAAUAUCAGGAAUGCUUUCUUACAUAAUAACUUAUCCUAUAUAAAAAAUAAUAGAUUUUUCUAAAAGUGUUCAAACAAAUCCUGCUAACUAAGAUGAAAACAAAGAGCGUUUGCAAAAUCAAAUCGAAGAAUUUCAAAGAAAGAAAAUGUUUAAAAUGACUUUCUUUUUCUACUCAGGACUCUAUUUUGGCUUUUACGAUACACUGUAACAAAUAUUUCCUGUUAAAGAGAAAAGAGAUUUUAGAUUAAGAGGUUGGGAAGCACUAUUGCUAGCUAAAUUUGUUUCUUAUCCUGGAGAAUUUAUUGCAAAAAAAAUAAAAGCUUACAAAGAUUAAGAGUCUAAAUAUAAUAGUCACCAUAGUGAGAAUUUGAGGUAGCUAAUAGAAAAAGAAGGCUGCAGGGUAAUAUCUAGAAGUCCUUUAUCCUUUUUGACAAGAUUGCUAUCCAAUUUUGCUGCUAUUACAGGAUAUGACUUUUUACUAUUUGGGGUCAAAGAAUAAGACCCUUUUAUAAACAGUUAUUGAAAUUAAUUAAUCAUAAUUAUCUACAUAGCUCAAUACUUUUUAUUUAUUAUAUAUUUUAAAAAUUUCUGUUUAUUUCUAUAUUAAUGUAUUUGAAUUACAAUAUUUUAAAAGUGAUACUUAAAAUUUUAUGAUAUUUAUGUGAUAAAAU
Messenger RNA from Tetrahymena thermophila SB210, 1183 nucleotides. Its product is annotated as ADP/ATP carrier protein. Gene Ontology annotation, biological process: mitochondrial ADP transmembrane transport; mitochondrial ATP transmembrane transport. Gene Ontology annotation, cellular component: mitochondrial inner membrane. The transcript has a single exon. The record is from RefSeq and is a predicted model, not a curated record. NCBI's taxonomy places the organism in Eukaryota, Ciliophora, Oligohymenophorea, Hymenostomatida, Tetrahymenidae. Gene Ontology annotation, molecular function: ATP:ADP antiporter activity.